AGAAUAUUCAGUUUAACUUUCCCAUCUCCCAACUCCUCAUCGCCAUCCUCAAUUUUUUUUACCUCCAAAAUCCGACUCCCAACUGCUCUUCCUCCUUCUCAUCUCAACCACACACACAAUGCCACGAUCACUAACCGAAGACGAGAUCGACGAUCUGAUCUACGCUGCUCGCGCGGAUGACUUGGAUAGCCUGAAGACGUCGGUGGAGGCGCUGAGUAAAGAGCUUGAGCAGACCGAGGCUGAGGUGCUGUUGGUGGCUGUUGAUCCUUAUAGUAAAAGCACACCGCUGCAUAUGGCUUGUGCUAAUGGAAAUCUUGACAUCGUCGAGUACAUCCUCUCGCACUUCCCAACCUCCUCAACAGACACCACGACCCCCGUCACCCUAAAAAACGACUCUGGCAACACCCCGCUCCACUGGGCCUGUCUGAACGGCCACCAGGCGAUUGUCGAGAAACUCUGCGACGCGGGCGCGGAUCCGUUCGUCAAGAACCUCGCGGGUCAGGACGCGCUGUUCCAGGCGGAGAAUAACGAGAAGCUGGAGGUGGUGGAUUACAUCCUGACGCGGUUCCAGGAUGUGUUGGAGGCGGAGGAGGAGGAGAAGGAUAGACAGGCUGAGUUGGCGGAGAAGGAGGCGGGUGGGAGUGGAGAUGCGGAGACUGAGGAGAUCAGCGCGGAGGUGGAGAAGUUGGAGAUUCAGGAGUCGACAGAUUGAGUUGACUACAUUGUAAAUACACGAGAAAUAGAGCAAGAACUGACUACAUCAGU
Messenger RNA from Myxozyma melibiosi, 765 nucleotides. RefSeq names its product putative cytoplasmic ankyrin-repeat protein. The transcript is spliced from 2 exons. Gene Ontology annotation, molecular function: protein binding. Bases 119 to 712 code for a protein of 197 amino acids. NCBI's taxonomy places the organism in Eukaryota, Fungi, Ascomycota, Lipomycetes, Lipomycetales, Lipomycetaceae. The record is from RefSeq and is a predicted model, not a curated record.